GUCCAGGCGGCGCAGCCACCCGCGCGCGCGCUCCGUCACCCACACCCGGAGCCUCGGUCCGCGGCUCGGCGCCCGGGAUCCGCGGGCCCGGCGGGCUCUGCGCGGCGCGACAGGCGAACGUAGCUGAGCGGCUCUGGACACCAAGCGCCGGGUGCUGGCCAGGCGGCUGAGCGUCUGGGCGCCCCGCUGAGCUGGGGACAGCCGUUGGGUGCCGGGGAGCCGCGGUGGUGGAUUGCAGCGGAAAAGCAAAGAUGUCACAGUGGAUUCUUUGCCUCCAAGACCCACUAAGGUGAGAGUCAGAUCUUUGGCUGGUUGGAACUAGCCUGGGACUGUCAGGCAGCCAUGGAUAUGGCGUACGAGCUACUCAACGGGAGCCAGCCGUGGCUUUCCUCUCCAUUCGACCUCAAUGGCUCCGUGGCAACAGCCAACAGCUCAAACCAGACGGAGCCAUACUAUGACCUGGCCAGCAAUGCAGUGCUCACGUUCAUAUAUUUUGUGGUCUGCAUCAUUGGCUUGUGCGGCAACACGCUUGUCAUUUAUGUCAUCCUCCGCUACGCCAAGAUGAAGACAAUCACCAACAUCUACAUCCUCAACCUGGCCAUUGCCGAUGAGCUCUUCAUGCUGGGCCUGCCCUUCCUGGCCAUGCAGGUGGCUCUGGUCCACUGGCCCUUUGGCAAGGCCAUCUGCCGGGUGGUCAUGACCGUGGAUGGCAUCAAUCAGUUCACCAGCAUUUUCUGCUUGACCGUCAUGAGCAUCGACCGGUACCUGGCUGUGGUCCACCCCAUCAAGUCGGCCAAGUGGAGGAGACCCCGGACAGCCAAGAUGAUCAAUGUGGCCGUGUGGGGCGUCUCUCUGCUGGUCAUCUUGCCCAUCAUGAUAUAUGCUGGGCUUCGAAGCAACCAGUGGGGGAGAAGCAGCUGCACCAUCAACUGGCCAGGCGAGUCGGGGGCAUGGUACACAGGGUUCAUCAUCUACGCCUUCAUCCUGGGGUUCCUGGUGCCCCUCACCAUCAUCUGUCUCUGCUACCUGUUCAUUAUCAUCAAGGUGAAGUCCUCCGGAAUCCGAGUGGGUUCCUCCAAGAGGAAAAAGUCUGAGAAGAAGGUCACCCGGAUGGUGUCCAUCGUGGUGGCCGUCUUCAUUUUCUGCUGGCUCCCCUUCUACAUCUUCAACGUCUCUUCGGUCUCUGUGGCCAUCAGUCCCACCCCAGCCCUUAAGGGCAUGUUUGACUUUGUGGUGGUCCUCACCUAUGCCAACAGCUGUGCCAACCCUAUCCUCUAUGCCUUCUUGUCCGACAACUUCAAGAAGAGCUUCCAGAAUGUCCUCUGCUUGGUCAAGGUGAGCGGCACAGAUGAUGGGGAACGGAGUGACAGUAAGCAGGACAAAUCGCGGCUCAAUGAGACCACGGAGACCCAGAGGACCCUCCUCAAUGGAGACCUCCAGACCAGUAUCUGAACUGCCUGAACAUUCAAUCCAGAAAAUGCCCCAGUGCUGCCCAAUGGCCAUGUGCUCCCCACCCCCGCCCCUUCCUUCCUCUCACCCAUCACACCUGGCUUCUAGAAUAGGGACUUAAUCGCUCAGCAUGAGUCCAUUUCAGAGAACAAUGUUUGAGUCGGCUUGUCUGAGUGAAUGAUAAUGUCUUAAGUUGAUUACCCUCCCCCAAAAGUGAACAUUCCCAUGCAGACAGACUAUUCAGCUCAUGCCUGGGUGUGAUCCUUAGAAAUAUGGAGGCUCAGCAAAAAGAGAAAACUCUACCCCUGUGUUUGUGUGUUUAAAACCCAAUAGAUAAUCUUGUGGUCUCACAUUUAUAUUUGCAUAUUUCUAUCUGGUCCCUGUACAGUCAUGACCUACGUUUCCUGAGUUCAAGUACACAAGUAGCAAGUUCAAAUGUGCAUAGUGUAGGUGGACAUUUAUUUCAAUAUGGUACCCGUGGAAAUGGACUUAACCAUGAAGCCAAUAAAGUUUAAGCUUCAGGGAUCGCUCUUGCUUGGGCAGUAUGUUCACCUGGCCACAUGUUUUUGCAUAAAAAAAAACUGUAAAAGUAA
This is a messenger RNA of Phacochoerus africanus (Common warthog), 2042 nucleotides long. It is a transcript of the gene SSTR2, whose product is annotated as somatostatin receptor 2. Bases 343 to 1452 code for a protein of 369 amino acids. The transcript is spliced from 2 exons. The record is from RefSeq and is a predicted model, not a curated record. Gene Ontology annotation, cellular component: neuron projection; membrane. NCBI's taxonomy places the organism in Eukaryota, Metazoa, Chordata, Mammalia, Artiodactyla, Suidae. Gene Ontology annotation, biological process: cellular response to estradiol stimulus; neuropeptide signaling pathway; cellular response to glucocorticoid stimulus. Gene Ontology annotation, molecular function: somatostatin receptor activity; neuropeptide binding.